AUGUCCGGCACAGCAGCGCUCAGCGGUGGAGUCACUUCAUUCAAUGCACGACAGUCCACAGUUAAUCUCCAUUCUCUGUCAGAUUCGCGCACAGUCCAGAUGGGACUGUUGAAGGUCGAGCCGGAAUAUUGGGAGAGGGAGACCCAGAUUGCUGUGAGGAACCAGCACGUGGCUGCCAGGAGCCUGGAGACAGCGCGGGAGUGGUACAACCAGAGUGGGGGUCUCCACACUCUACAGCGGCUUUAUGGCUGUGACCUCCUGUCCGACGGGAGCGUCCGUGGAUCCCGCCGGGAGGGCUACGACGGGCGGGAUUUCAUCUCCUUUGACCUGGAAUCCGGGAGAUUCAUGGCAGCCGACAACAUUGCUGAGAUCACCAGGAGGCGCUGGGAACAGGAAGGGACUGUGGCUGAGAGGUGGACGAAUUACCUGAAGCACGAAUGCCCGGAAUGCCUCCGGAAAUACGUCGGGUACGGGCAGAAGGAGCUGGAGCGCAAAGGUGGGAGCAGAAUUCCUGUGGGAAUUUGGGAUUUGGGAAUGGAGGACUUGGGAACACCGUAAUUACUGUGG
Messenger RNA from Passer montanus (Eurasian tree sparrow), 567 nucleotides. RefSeq names its product class I histocompatibility antigen, F10 alpha chain-like. The coding region runs from base 1 to 558 and encodes 185 amino acids. The transcript is spliced from 3 exons. Gene Ontology annotation, cellular component: external side of plasma membrane. NCBI's taxonomy places the organism in Eukaryota, Metazoa, Chordata, Aves, Passeriformes, Passeridae. Gene Ontology annotation, biological process: immune response. The record is from RefSeq and is a predicted model, not a curated record.